AUGGCUACAACCAGAUACACCGAGCCUAUCCCCGAGGGAAUCCCCGUCCUCGAAACGCGCAAACAACUGAACGACAUGGCGGACCAAUAUCCCAUGGGGACCCUGGACGAUAGAAACGGGGGCUACUACCUGCUCGACCACGACGGCGCCGUCUUGGCUGUUACGUCGGAUUCCCUAUGCGAAGAAUUGGACGCCUCUAUGGAAGAAGCGAGGAGAAUUCAUGCCGAUAACCUGGAUGACGGGGCCGAUGUUGUGCCUAGGGUGAUUGCCAUGUUUGUUCGUCGAGCUAUCAUUGGUGUUUUUGAUUAUGGAUUUGUGAUGCCGCUUGGGGGAGGUGGAUGUCUUGAAGAUAAAGGGGAAAUGGAUUGGAGCCUCUUGAGGUUUGUAUAUGGUGAUAUUAUCGCGUACUGA
This is a messenger RNA of Aspergillus fischeri NRRL 181, 411 nucleotides long. RefSeq lists its product as uncharacterized. The transcript is spliced from 2 exons. The record is from RefSeq and is a predicted model, not a curated record. NCBI's taxonomy places the organism in Eukaryota, Fungi, Ascomycota, Eurotiomycetes, Eurotiales, Aspergillaceae. Bases 1 to 411 code for a protein of 136 amino acids.